CCUGAGUGCUGCCAGAUGCCGUUACCAUAUGAAAUUAAGCAUGGCAGAAGAAGAGGAUUAUAUGUCUGAUUCCUUCAUUAAUGUCCAAGAUGAUAUCAGACCACGAUUGCCAACGCUGAGGCAAACCCGAGAAGCCCGUCGAGAAGAAGAAAAACAACAGGAAGCUGAUUUGAAAAAUAGGCAGAAGAGUUUAAAAGAGGAAGAACAAGAACAACGUGACAUUGGAUUGAAGAGUGCACUUGACUGUGAAAACAAAGGGUUUGUUCUCCAAAAGAUGAGAUUUAAAAACGGUCAGGCUCUCAGCAAGAGCGGACAUGGUAUUGUUGAACCGAUUCCUCUCAGUGUCAAAGUGGGAAAGUCUGGCCCCUGUCAUGAGACAUUAUUAAAACGGAAAGCAGAGGGAAAAUUAGAAAGCUAUAGGAGAAAGAUUCACAUGAAAAACCAAGCUGAAGAGAAAGCUGCAGAGCAGUUUCGAAUGCGACUUAAAAAUAAGCAAGAUGAAAUGAAGCUAGCAAGAGAUCUUAAAAGAAGCCAGCGAGCCUGUCAACAGUUAGAUGCCCAGAAGAGUAUUCAGGAUCCCAAGGAGGCAUGGCACUGGUUGGAACUUGAAGAGGAGACUGAACAAGAGGACGAGGAAGAAAAAGAACAGGACGAGGAUGAAUAUAACAGCAAAGAUUUAAGUGUACCGGAAAAAUUACAAAUAUUGGCUAGUUAUUUAAGAGAAGAACAUCUGUGUUGUGUUUGGUGUGGAACAGCAUAUGAAGAUAAAGAAGACCCAUCUUUGAAUUGCCCGGGACCAACUUCUGCAGAUCAUGACUGA
This is a messenger RNA of Tupaia belangeri chinensis (Chinese tree shrew), 820 nucleotides long. Its product is annotated as G patch domain-containing protein 11-like. The record is from RefSeq and is a predicted model, not a curated record. Gene Ontology annotation, cellular component: kinetochore. NCBI's taxonomy places the organism in Eukaryota, Metazoa, Chordata, Mammalia, Scandentia, Tupaiidae.